UUCUAUGAGAGAUUGCUGAGGGGAAUCAGGGCCAAUCCAUGUAUUAUUCUAAUCCCCUCCCCUGUCUGUGUCCUUCCUUCCGCAGCCACCACUCUGUGAACUUAGGAAGAAAAUGUCCAAUCGAACCAUCGUGACUGAGUUUAUUCUCCGGGGAUUCUCUGAUGUCCGGGAGCUGCAGAUUCUGCACUUUGUGCUGUUCCUGGUACUUUACCUUGCAGCUCUGGUGGGGAAUCUUCUCAUCACCAUGUUGAUAGCCCUCAGUCAGCAGCUUCACACCCCCAUGUACUUCUUCCUGGUGAAUCUGUCCAUCCUAGACCUUGGCUCCAUCUCCGUCACAGUCCCCAAGUCCAUGGCCAACUCCCUCCUAGAUACCAAAUCGAUUUCUUACGUGGGAUGCUUCACCCAAGUCUUUCUAUUCAUGCUCUUUGGUUCUGCUGAAGUCAUCAUACUGACCGUCAUGGCCUUCGACCGGUACGUGGCCAUCUGCCACCCGCUGCACUAUGAGCGAGUGAUGAACUGGAGAGCCUGCGUCCACAUGGCUGCCAGCGCCUGGGUCACUAGUUUGCUCUUCUCUGCCUUGCACACCGGGAGCACAUUGGCUAUCUUGUUGUGUGGUGGCCACGUGGUGGAUCAUUUCUUCUGUGACAUCCCCCAGCUGCUCAAGCUGGCCUGCCCUGAUUCUGACCGCAGUGAAAUUGGGGUUAUUGUCUUUAGUGCCUGCUUAAUUGUCAGCUGCUUUGUUUUCAUCAUUGUGUCAUAUGUUCAGAUCUUCAGAGCGGUGCUGAGAAUCCCCUUGGAGCAGGGCCGGCACAAAGCCUUCUCCACCUGCUUCCCCCACCUCACUGUCAUCUCCUUGUUUUUUUCCACCGGUGUCUUUGCCUACCUGAAACCCACCUUCAGGUCUCCAUCCCGCCUGGACCUCGCGUUGGACGUUUUCUAUUCUGUGGUGCCUCCUGUGCUGAACCCCGUCAUCUACAGCAUGAGGAACAAGGAGAUCAAAGCUGCCCUGUGGAAAUUGACUGCACAGAGGUUAUUCAUGGCAAAUACAAUAUCCCUCUUACACCUCUGA
Pelodiscus sinensis (Chinese soft-shelled turtle) is the source of this 1069-nucleotide messenger RNA. The record is from RefSeq and is a predicted model, not a curated record. Lineage: Eukaryota; Metazoa; Chordata; Testudines; Trionychidae.